GGAGGGAGAAGAAAGGGGGGAGAGGAGGAAAACGGGAACGGCAGAAACAGGAGCGGGGAGGACGGUGGAGUCUUAACGGUUUAAAAGUUACAUUUCAACGAAAAUAAAAGCUUGCGGUGAAGUAAGAUGAUAACGCCCUAUUUCCUGGAGAGUUUCUGGGGUGAAAAAAAUAAUGGCUUUGACGUGCUCUACCACAACAUGAAGCAUGGCCAAAUUUCCUCCAAAGACCUGACAGACUUUAUCAGAGAAAGGAGUACCAUUGAAGAGGCUUAUGCCAGGUCAAUGACCAAACUUGCCAAAUCAGCAGGCAACUUUUCUCAGCUUGGGACAUUUGCUCCAGUGUGGGAUGUUUUUAAGAGCUCGACAGAGAAGCUGGCGAGCUGUCACAUGGAGCUCGUGAGGAAACUGCAGGAGCUUAUAAAAGAAGUUCAGAAGUAUGUGGACGAACAAGCCAAGGCACACAAAAAGACAAAAGAAGAAGUUGCGUCUACCCUGGAGGCCGUUCAGAAUAUACAGACAAUCUCCCAGGCUCUGCACAAGUCCAAGGAGAACUAUAAUGCCAAAACUGUGGACCAGGAGCGCCUCCGCAAAGAGGGAGCCACCCAGAGAGACAUGGACAAGGCUGGAGUCAAAGCCAAAAAAGCCACAGAGACCUACAAGUCUUACGUGGAGAAAUAUGCCACAGCGAAGUCAGAGUUUGAACAGAAGAUGGCAGAAACUGCACAGAAAUUCCAGGACAUUGAAGAAAACCACAUUCUCCACAUGAAGGAGAUCAUCAAGUCAUACUCACAGUCUGUUGAUGAGACGCACGUUCAGAUAGGCGAGGUACACAAUGAAUUUGUGAGAAACAUUGAGAAUACCUCAGUCGAGAGUUUAAUACAGAACCUGGCUGAAAGUAAAGGAACGGGCAAAGAGAGACCAGGGCCCAUCAGGUUUGAGGAGUGCAAUACAGCCAUUGCAACUGAAGGUGCCAAACCCAGAAAGAGGAUAGCAUUUGGCAUCCCUGGGCGUAGGAAAGAUAAAGAUUCAGACUCUACGGAGUCUACAGAAGUUGAAGCUGCUAACACUGCUAAUGGCGCUCUCCCAGGAUACUUUGGGGCCAUAGAUAUCCAGAAUGCUAAUGUCCCCCAAGUGGAUUCAGAGGGCUUCUGCAUCAGACCAGAAAUAAAUGAAAAUGAUGCCAAAGAAAAUUCCUUCUUCUCGUCCAGCGACUCUGAGGAUGAAGAGGAACCCCGGAAGUUCCAUGUGGAAAUCAAGCCCGUUCAGCCAAACAACGGCGUGCUUCAGAACAGAGCAACCAUCGAAGAGCUCAAGGCCUCAAUCGGAAACAUUACCCUGUCGUCUACAACCUCAGGACAGAUGCGGAGGAACCAGUCCAGAAUCUCAGGAGUACCCACAAUAAAUUCUAAGGCUCAAAGACGCGAUGAACUGGCAAAGAGCAGAGUGCCAACAUCGUUUGAACUAACGAAUAACGACCUGCUGUCUUUGGAUCCAUUAAGCCCAAAUCCACCAGCAGGUCCCUCCUCCUCGGUGUCAUCAUCAGCAGUUCCAGUACCAAACCGACCUACAACCCCAGCUGGAGCCCUGGUGCCACCUCCACGACCCUCCUCCAGACCCAAACUUCCCACUGCAAAACUAACAGGAAUCAAUGAGAUUGUGCGGCCGUUCAGCCCACCCAAGACGAUGAAUGCCAGCCCUCCUCCUGCUGCGCCACUUGCUCGGGCAGAGAGCUCCUCCUCCUUGUCCUCAAAUGCCUCACUCAGUGCCGGCAACACUCCCACUGUUGGACCUCAGCGUUCCUUUGCUCCCUCUCUCUCCUCUCCGGAGCCAGAACUACUCUCUCCUUCUCUCUUUCUGCUAAGCCAAAAGGAUGACGUGUUCAUAGCGAAGCUGCCCACCUUUGAGAAACGGUGUGAAACACCAGCAGGGACAUCUCGUGGUCCCAGCCCUGUGACCCUGGGAUCCCAAGAUGCCUUGCCCAUUGCCGUGGCCUUCACAGAGGCAGUUAAUGCUUACUUCAAAGGAGCUGAUCCCACUAAGUGCAUUGUGAAAAUCACAGGAGAUGUCACCCUGUCGUUUCCCAUGGGCAUCAUCAAAGUGUUUACCACCAACCCAUCGCCGGUCGUGCUUGCCUUCAAGCUGAAGAACACCAGCAGGCUGGAGCAGAUCCUACCAAACCAACAGCUGUUAUACAGUGAUUCUUCCCAAAGUGACUCAAACUCCAAGGACUUCUGGUUCAACAUGCAAGCACUGACAUCCUACCUCAGAAAAGCUUCAGAUCAGAAUCCCUCCGCUUCCUAUUACAACUUGGAUAUCUUAAAAUACCAGGUGCUAUCUGAUGGGAUCCAUUCCACUCCACUCAACCUGGCCGUGUAUUGGAAGUGCACACCGAGUAUGACAGAUGUGCGAUUAGAUUACCAGUACAACCCGGAGUCCAUGGCCUGCCCCGGGCCACUCACCAGCAUGCAGAUCUUAGUGCCUGUUGAUGGAGGGGUCACCUCCGUACAGUCCCUCCCCAACGCCAUCUGGAAUUCUGAGCAAAACAAGCUUCUUUGGAAGCUGCAUGACAUCUCAGAAAAAUCAGAAAAUGAAGGCGCAGGGUCUCUCAGAGCCAAAUUUGAGCUGUCAGAUGGACCCUCGACCCCGUGCACUCUGGCCGUGCAGUUUGUGAAUGAGGGAAGCACCCUGUCGGGAGUGGACAUGGAGCUGCAGGGGACUGGGUACAGACUUUCUCUCAACAAGAAGAGAUUUGCCACAGGGCGCUAUAUGGCAGAUUGCUGAGGUUAAAUGCCACUGAUUCACAAGGAUUAAAAAAAUGCAAUGUUUGCAAACUUUUCGUGACCCUCUGAACCUCUGGACUUGUCUGAGCACAGUCAAACUUUUCCUGGGAAGCAAGAUUCUCACUACAACAAAGCAGCACUGAGUAUUUAACACUGUUUUUUUUUUUGUUUGUUUGUUUUGUUUUUUAAAGAAAGAAAAAUUAUGGUGAGCUUUUGGGGAAUGUGUAGAUAUGAACUCUUAAUGUUUUCUGGUCAGUUCACCUGUGUAUAGUCUAAAAUGAUAAAUAUAUAUUGUGUUUGAGAUCAUAAAAAUGAAAAAAAGUGCACUAACUAUCUUUUUCUUUUAAUCUAAAUGUUUCAGGAGCCUCUACGACGGUGGCCGAUACGGUCCACAACACUUCCAAAUUCAGAAGUACAACAACAACAACAAAAAUACCAGCAUCAGGUCAACAGAUCAACAACGGUUAGUUGCAACAAAACAUGUCUUGCAAAUUGACGCUUGCAAACACAGAACACAAACAUAACCUACAGCUCAUGUAACAGUUUAAUUUCGUGAUAAGGUGUCUGCUGCUAAUUCAGGCACAACAUGCAAACAUGAAAAUACUUUGUAAUCUUUCACUAUACAACAGAGGUACGAGCAACACAAACAGAAGUUUCUGAUUUGAGGACUUUAAUUGACCUCUCCUCCUUAGUGCAUUGUAGGUAAAAUAAUCAAACGUGGAAAUACAGGAUGAGAGUAAAAUCAUCAGUAAAGUAAAUAAAUAAACUUACUUAGCUUGGCCGACCAGCUGGAGCUAACAAUGCCAGUUAAAGUCCUCUGGUAACAACCUGCUGUUUGUGUUGUAAUUCCUUUGUGUUGUUUCUCCAUCUGUUGUGUUGUGCAGCUUUGCAAAGCAUUUUUGUGUUUGGGUGUGUUGUGUGAAUUUGCAGUAGACUUCUUAUCAAAUUAAACUAUUGCAUGUGCUGCAGGUUAUAUUUGUUUGUGUUCUCUGUGUUUGCAAGGUUUUUUUCCCCCCAUUUUGCAGGAUGUAUUUUUUUAAUGCAUCUACUUGGUGUUGACUUAAUUUGGAAGUGUAGUGGCCCCUGUCAGCCACCGUACUAUACAGUAAGGAAUACAAACCAUUUCUGCAUGGAAGAGAAGAAUAACUGUAAUUUCUCCAUCUGAACCAUGAAUAUUAACACUCAACUUUCAAAUAGGAUUUAUUUUUCCUCCUUUUUUUUAAUGUGCAAUUAAGCAAUGAAGGUUGAAACCGUCUUUAACAGUAUGAAUCCUUUCCCACACUUGUGGGACAAACGUGAUUUUUAAUAACAUCUUUUUAAAAAAGAAAACACGCAAAAAAAAUUAAUAAUAAUAAGAAAAAAAUCUGACCUCAGUGCCUCGAUAUAUACUGUGGAUCAAUGGGCGUCUACAGAACGCCGAAGUUUUACCCGUAUGUGGGUGUUCAGAUUGAAGCUGCAUUUCUCCGUGGAGGUUUUAAACAUUCACCCCUAAUGGGGUUUGUGAUCAGCUUGCUCUUCGUAAACAUGUCAUCUUUCAGUCAUGAUGUGUGUGUUUUUAAAUUUUAUUUUUUUAAAUCCCUGAAUUUUAUUCUUCAUAUACAAAGUAGCGUUCAUGACUGCAGCAAUGUGUCAAAAAAAAAGAAAUAGACACAAGUGAGAAAAUAGAACUUCACUAAAUUUUUUUGUUUGUUUUAAUUAUCAGCACUUCUGUGUCCUGAAAAAUGUGCCUGAAUUGAACUUUUCUCUGUUCUUAAAAAAAAUACAACAGCACAGUUAAUGGAAAAGUACCAAUGUUGUACCAGUUGUUUUAUAUUCUUGUUUCUUUUUCUUCUUCAUCGUUGAAGGGAAAAUUCCUGACUGUCUUCCAGGAACAUUUGCGACAUUUUAUCCUCGUGUCGAUACUCGUCAGCUGACCUUAAGCUCUCAAAUGCUCACUGUGCUGCAGGUGAGGUUGGAGAGCCGUAGCACAAUAAGGCCACAUGAAUGAACGAAUGAUUGCCUUAUGACAACAACUUAACACUGACUAAUCCAGUGUUGUUGAAUGUGGUGACAUAUUGUGUCCAGCCUCCCAUCCAGUGCACCCUGGGAUAGGCCUCCACCAGUGUAACUGGGUUAGCAGGAUUUAGAGAAUGUUUCCGUGUACAGCCCUGCACCGUGGUUGGUGGUUGGUGCUACAUUCUCGUCUUUCGGUGAAGCAGGGCUGCUGCUGUAGACACGCUCGGACUUGUGCUGUUUAUGAUUUUUUUUUUUUUUCCUCAAUGAUCUAUAAAUGUUUUAAACGUUGCAUGGAAGCUGUGAUUUUUAAAAUACAUGAGCUCUUUUAAGGCUCCAACAAAAAAAAAUUCAUACAGUUUGUUACAUUGCCAAGAAUAAGAUUGUGUAAUAAUCAUAAACAGGGUAUUUUUUUUAAACCCUUAUCCUCAUUGCUCCUUUAUUCAUUUGGCAGAUAAUUGGACUUCUAUCCCUACUUAAUUUAUCUCAUGUUUCACUUGAACACUAAAGAAAUAUGAUUUAUUUCAUCACCUGUCAAGCCAGGAUGAGGUUUGUUGUAAUCCUAAAGAUUUUUUUUAAUACAUCUUCAUCCAGUUUAAGAUUAUACCUUUAAUAUUAAGUUAAAGGUGUAACUUAAAUAUUGUAUCUUUUCUCAACAUUAAUCAGCCAAAUGUUGGAACACAGGUGAAAUUUACACGUUUACAUAAAGUCCUAAAAUUGUAGCGUCAGGCAUUUUUACAUUGAGAAAUGAGUGAUGAAAGAUUUCCAGAAAGUACUGUGUUUCCGGGUUCAGGGCAAACCGCCUCUUUAUGCCAUACAUUGUUCUGUUAAUGUGACACUUUUUACUAAUAAUGAGUUUUCUUAACAAAAAUCCUGACCACAUUUGGCAUAUUCACCAACGGUUAGCAUGACUGUGCUUGCUAACGGUGGUUUGUUGUCUUAACAAAGUCUUUUUUGUGUGUGUUCAAGGUAUAUACUUGAAGAGUUUUUACUUUAUGUCUCACCAUUGGUUUAUUAAGUAACCAGUUUGAAAAAGAGACACACACAAACUCGCUGACUCACUCUGCUCUCACAUUUUGCUAAUGCCGUCUUUUAGAUGUUAAGGUUUUAUCUGCUAUGCGAGAUUCAAGCAGUAGUUUUACAGAUACAGAAGCUAUAAACUGUUCUGGUACUUCUGUGCAUAAGUGCACUCAUUUUGCAACAUGUUAAAAUGGACUUUGUUAUGGUAAUAAAACGUCAGUUAGUAUAUGCAAUCAUGCUAACCACAGCCGACGCUGACCACAGUUUAUGCUAGCCAUUCAUGCAUAUGCUAACCGUGGUUAGCAUUUUCUUUAUGACUUCCCCAAACCAGGAAAUAGUUACAUCUGAAAAACUUUCAGUGCUGGAAAAUAACAUGUCACUAUGUUUUCUUUUGUUAAAGCCAAUUCAUAAAUUGUAAUUAUAGUCAAUGGUUUUGGUCACAUGAGUGAAAUACAUGCAGAAAAGUACUUAAAUUCUGUAAUUGUAUUCAGUACUCGCAAGCUGGUUCUUGCUGUCCUGAUAAAACUUUCAGACUAAAUUUACAAGGUUCCUUUUGGUCUCUUUCACAUAAUUUCUGUCUUUUUGUUGUUGUAUUAAAUAGAGUAUAAAAAGAGCUAAAUUGUGUAAAUGAAUCAUGAAUUGUACAUUUUUACCAGUAUCUCAGCCACUUUUUGUCUCUACGUUAUUGUUUCUCAUUGUGCCUGUAUUAAAUGUGUAAUAUAUGAAUAUAUACAAAUAUAUGAAAUUGAAUACUUUUAA
Messenger RNA from Thalassophryne amazonica, 6551 nucleotides. It is a transcript of the gene fcho2, whose product is annotated as FCH and mu domain containing endocytic adaptor 2. Gene Ontology annotation, biological process: synaptic vesicle endocytosis; clathrin coat assembly; clathrin-dependent endocytosis. The record is from RefSeq and is a predicted model, not a curated record. The coding region runs from base 127 to 2781 and encodes 884 amino acids. NCBI's taxonomy places the organism in Eukaryota, Metazoa, Chordata, Actinopteri, Batrachoidiformes, Batrachoididae. Gene Ontology annotation, cellular component: clathrin-coated vesicle; clathrin-coated pit; plasma membrane. The transcript has 29 exons.